Messenger RNA from Lathyrus sativus (Indian pea), 222 nucleotides. Lineage: Eukaryota; Viridiplantae; Streptophyta; Magnoliopsida; Fabales; Fabaceae. The record is from the annotation of a GenBank genome assembly.
AUGGAGGAAUUUUGUUCUUCUGGGUUUUUCACCUGUGACGAGAGAAUGUCUCAAGCUUCUGGGAAGCAGGACGUGGAACAAUUAAUGAAGGAGGUUCAAGAGGCUCGAAGAAUCAAAAUGCUCCAUCAACCAAGCAAGGUAUACAUGAAAUACUAUCCCCAUUCAGUCUCACCGAGAAUUGGAUUUCUUCUUAUUUUCUUCAACUUCAUCAAGUUAUUUUAA